This is a messenger RNA of Ylistrum balloti, 549 nucleotides long. RefSeq names its product perlucin-like protein. NCBI's taxonomy places the organism in Eukaryota, Metazoa, Mollusca, Bivalvia, Pectinida, Pectinidae. The transcript has 4 exons. The coding region runs from base 1 to 549 and encodes 182 amino acids. The record is from RefSeq and is a predicted model, not a curated record.
AUGAAGCUGGACGUGGUUGAUGCUCGCUAUUGUAUAAAUAUUUGGAUAGACCAAGAUAACGCAAUUGUUGGUUCAAGCUUCAAUUUAUUUCCGUGGUUUUCCGAUAAGGUUGUCUCUGCUGAUGUCUUCCAUGAAUGUGACAGCGCUGGCUACGUAUUGAAUAGGGAGACAGGCCAAUGUUUGAAAAUAGUUCCAGAGAAGAAGAACUGGCACGACGCCCAACAGUACUGUGAGGACGACGGUGGUGCAUUAGUUAUGUUUGAGACACCAGAAAAGACGGCUGGUUUAAGACAUAUGUCAUUCUUUUAUAACGGUAAAUCCAGGUCGUUCUUUGUCGGAGUAACAGAUAUAGCAUCAGAAGGUGUGUGGACUUGGCUGGAUGGUACUUUACUACAAACACAGGACAUAAAUACAAAAUUCAACAAUGCAAACUUGAAAGAUGCGGUCAAUACAUCUGCUGACUGUGGUGCUUUCAACCCGAAACUUUUUCUUCUGUUUGACGCCAAGUGCUCCGCAAAGCUUCAUUUCAUUUGCGAACGAAGGAAUUAG